Molecule: messenger RNA, 1943 nt
Organism: Anopheles maculipalpis
Lineage: Eukaryota; Metazoa; Arthropoda; Insecta; Diptera; Culicidae
Exons: 3
Coding region: 54-1862 (602 amino acids)
Biological process (GO): regulation of gene expression
Cellular component (GO): nucleus
Source: RefSeq, a predicted model, not a curated record
UAGAACGUAUAAGAAGCACAGUGUGACACUUACGAUUCUACCGACCACCAAAUAUGGAUGUUGCACCGUCCAUGGUGCAACGUUCGGGCGAUAAACUGAUAGUGCGAAGGGUCGUAAGUGGUGAGCAGGUACACCUGAGCGAACAAAAACCCACCCCAGUCCCAUCGGACGACGGUGAGUCCACCGAUCAACAGCUGCUGAUCGACCGUUGGCGGCGCUUUUCGACCGAUGCGUCCACCACGCUCACCAGCUACGACGAUCAGCUUACCGACGAAGGUGAAACAUCGCAGCCCGGCCCAUCGUCCAAACCGGGGGACGAAAAUGAUCAGCAGCUUCCGCAGUGUAAAAUUAAGCGCAACUACUCGUGCAGCCGGUGUACUUACUUCACGCAAAAUCCGCGCAAAUAUUUAACCCAUCUGCGGGACACGCACGGUGAGAAAAUCGUAAUUAAUGAAUGUAAGCGAUGUGUGUAUGCGUCCCGCCACUACCAGAAGCUGGUACGGCACAUGAAGAUGGUACACGGGUCGGUGGACGGUAUCCGGAAGUCUUCGUUCGGGUCGAACCGGCGGCGUGUGCAGAAAAGCUAUGGCCAGGUACACCUUGGGCAGGUAUUACCGGGCGGGACAGCGAAAUUGUCCCGCGAGGAAGCAAACCAACUGACCACAGCGUACGUGCAGCAGUUGGUGGCGUCGGGUUUGCCGAAGCUGCUGGAGGAGAUAGAAAAAUCGGCUGCCGGUGCAUCACUAGCAGCUACCUUUUCCCGCGACAAUCAAAUGAUCCAGGCGGAGAUGGAUCAGCUAAAGCAAUCAAUGCCAUAUUCAUCCGACGAGACCGUCCAAGAGGCUAGCGAACGUGAUAGGGUAGACAGCAAACCAUCGGAAGAUGCUAUUCCAAUGACCAAAAAACGUUCUCGACCAAUACCUAAGCUUAUCCCACUAAACAUGUCCACUGCGGGUAGUUCUUCCGCUGGAUCAUCUCCGAAAACGACAGCACAAAAGUUCGUCAAACCAAUCCCACUAUCCGCACUGAAAGCGGACAACAGCGAUGGAGAUCGUGCUGGAGAAGACUAUCCGCUGAGCUUAACAAAGCAUCAACCCCAACCCCAACAACCCAUGACGAGCGCUCGCGAGGACAUCAUGACCAAAUGUAUGUACUGCGAGCUGUCAUUUAAACCGGUCGAGGCACUCGCUAACCACAUCAAGCUAGCGCACAAGGACGACCUGAUAGCAUCACUGCUCGCGAACUCGUUCGAAGAUUCACCCUCGGACACAAAGAGUCUGCCGCGAUCUAGCGAAACCGAACGCACGGCAAACGAAAUAUGGAAACGCUUGCUAGAGUGUAGCGCCGAAGCUGUAGCUUCGAGAAAGAGUUCGGAUUACAGCGCCACAGGUGGCUCUAGCAGCCACGAUCCACGUCCCGGGUCCAUCUCGAACGACGAAACGGACGAUGACAAUCGGGAAGAGCAUCAGUCACAGACGUACUGUGGGGUGGAAACGGCCCCCGGGUACGGGGAGGUAACGAACCGACUUCCAACAAUCGAUCCAGCUGGUGGUGCCGGAGGCAGCGGCAGUACGGCACUGAUGAAGAAAGUCUUCAAAUGUCCGCACUGUUCGUUUUGGGCCUCGACAGCGUCCCGCUUUCACGUGCACAUUGUGGGCCACCUGAACAAAAAACCGUUCGAGUGUUCGCUGUGUGCUUACCGGUCAAACUGGCGCUGGGACAUCACGAAGCACAUCCGCCUGAAGACGAUACGGGACCCAAGCCACAAAAAUGCGGGCGUCCUGAUGAACGAUGAGACGGGCCGGCGUAACUACACCAAGUACAAUAAAUACAUCGCACUCAUGCAGAUUACGGACAAGUAGCGGAAGGAAGGGCGGGGGAGAAAGGCGGGACAGGACACGUAAACCGAUUGAUGGAUGUUAAUAUAGGAUCUUUUGCGUUAA